AUGGUGAACGUGAUUAGAAGCGUAGUCUUACUUUCCCUGGUGCUUCAGUCAUCAUGUAUGCAGUUCAAGAUACCUCAGGUUGAAAAGGUAGUGGCGAAGGUUAUGAACAAGUUCGCACCAUAUGUGCACAACAAAGGACAGCACUCCGAUACCGCAGUCAUCUCAGCAAAGGAAGACAUGUCCCAGAUCAUUCCUCGUGCGACCCCUUAUUGGUACGAACAAAUCUCACAUCAAGGAAAAUCCGCAUGGGGUCCUUCAGGAUACCAAGUUUACCGCAACGUGAAAGAUUAUGGAGCAAAAGGUGAUGGCGUUACCGAUGAUACUGCAGCUAUCAAUGCGGCUAUUAGUGCCGGUGGAAGAUGUGGUCAAGGAUGUUCCUCGACAUCAACUACACCCGCAGUUGUCUAUUUUCCAUCUGGAACCUACGUGAUAUCAUCAUCGAUAGUAGACUACUACUUCACUCAAAUCAUUGGUAACCCAAACAGCUUACCGACUCUUAAAGCCACACCUAAUUUUGUUGGUUUCGGUUUGAUCGAUGCAAAUCCAUACUACUCCCCUGUCCUUAAUUGGGGCUCCACCAAUGUAUUUCUGAGGCAAAUUCGCAACAUAAUCUUUGAUAUGACUAGCAUUCCAGCUGGAACCACGGCUACAGGUCUGCAUUGGCCAACUUCCCAAGCAACAAGUUUACAAAAUGUUGUAUUUCAGAUGAGUUCUGCUCCAGGAACUCAACAUACUGGUCUUUUCUGUGAAAGUGGUUCUGCUGGACUUAUAGUUGAUGUUACCUUUAACGGCGGUCUUGUUGGUGCUGCUAUUGGAAACCAGCAAUUUACCAUGCGAAAUCUGGUUUUUAAUAACUGUGUUACGGCAAUCAGCAUGUUCUGGGAUUGGGGAUGGUUGUUCCACGGCAUCAGCAUCAACAAUUGUCAAAAAGGAAUUGAUAUCUCGGCAGGAGGUUCAAGUGCUCAAACUGUGGGAUCUGUCAUCUUGAUCGACAGCUCAAUCACCAAUACCCCGAUCGGAAUCAUAACUGCUUACACACCUAAUGCGACACCGGAUACAGCUGGUAGUCUCAUACUUGAAAAUGUGGUACUCAGUAAUGUUCCCACAGCUGUUACUUUGAGUGGUGGAUCGACGAUAUUAGCUGGUACAAGUGGAAGCACGACCAUUGCUGGGUGGGGUCAAGGCCGCCAAUAUGUUCCUAGUGGUCACUCUGAUUUCCAAGGCGCCAUCACUCCAAACAGUCGGCCUGCAUCUCUACUCAGUGGAAACAGAUAUUACACUCAAUCGAAACCUCAGUACAAUGGCUUGUCAGUCUCAUCAUUCACGAGCGCAAGGACAAAUGGUGCAGUAGGAGAUGGUACGACCGAUGACACCGUUGCAUUGCAACGCGGAAUCAACAAUGCAGCAAGCGCUGGGAACGUGUUUUUCAUAGAUGCAGGUACUUACAAAGUGACAAGCACAAUAACAAUCCCUCCUGGUUCAAGAAUUGUAGGCGAAUCAUAUUCAACCAUCUUGUCAAGUGGCAGUUUCUUCAAUAAUAUGAAUAGUCCACAACCUGUCGUACGAGUUGGAACGGCUGGUCAGACGGGACAUGUCGAAUGGAGUGAUUGUUUGGUUUCAACACAAGGUCAACAAGCUGGUGCAACGUUAAUCGAAUGGAACCUCGCAAAUUCCGGUUCGACGCCAUCUGGAAUGUGGGACGUGCACACACGAAUUGGUGGUUUCACGGGAUCGAACCUACAAGUUGCUCAAUGCGAGAAAAAUCCAGCCACUACCACGAUCAAUUCGAACUGCAUUGCUGCUUAUAUGGGCAUGCAUAUUACAGCAGGUGCCAGUGGCUUGUACAUGGAAAAUUCGUGGAUUUGGACUGCUGAUCAUGAUUUUGAUGAUCAAGCUUUGAGACAACUCGACAUCUAUGCAGGAAGAGGUCUAUAUAUCGAGAGUACUGCAGGACAAAUCUGGCUUUGGGGUACUGGAGUUGAGCAUUUCACUUUUUACCAGUAUCAAUUCGCCAAUACAAAGAACAUAUUUGCGGGCUUUCUCCAGACCGAAACACCAUACUAUCAACCACAACCGCUUGCCCCAACACCCUUCGGCGUUGUCUCAUCUCUCAAUGAUCCUAACUUUAGUACUUCUUGUGCAGGUUAUUCCGGCAACUGUGCUGCAGCUUGGGGGUUGAGAAUCAUCAAUUCUCAUGAUAUUCUUAUAUACGGAGCGGGACUGUACUCAUUCUUUGAUAAUUAUUCUACCACUUGUUCCAACGCUGGUGGCCCCGAAAACUGUCAAACCAAUAUCUUCAGUCUCGAAGGUACAAUCUCAAACGUCAACAUCUACACCCUCGCUACUGUUGGCACCACAAAUAUGAUUACGAGAAACGGACAGAGUCAAGCGGUGUAUAGUACGAAUAUCAAUGUCUAUCCUACUUUGAUUACAUUGUAUAAGUCUGGUUAG
Botrytis fragariae is the source of this 2451-nucleotide messenger RNA. Its product is annotated as putative glycoside hydrolase family 55 protein. NCBI's taxonomy places the organism in Eukaryota, Fungi, Ascomycota, Leotiomycetes, Helotiales, Sclerotiniaceae. The coding region runs from base 1 to 2451 and encodes 816 amino acids. The record is from RefSeq and is a predicted model, not a curated record. The transcript is spliced from 6 exons. Gene Ontology annotation, molecular function: polygalacturonase activity.